Messenger RNA from Odobenus rosmarus divergens (Pacific walrus), 369 nucleotides. RefSeq names its product chromosome unknown open reading frame, human C22orf24 (gene YWHAH-AS1). Bases 1 to 369 code for a protein of 122 amino acids. The transcript is spliced from 3 exons. NCBI's taxonomy places the organism in Eukaryota, Metazoa, Chordata, Mammalia, Carnivora, Odobenidae. The record is from RefSeq and is a predicted model, not a curated record.
AUGGCAACUCGAGAGGAUGAAACGGGGCUGCUUCAAAGGUCCAGUGUUUGGACCCCGACUCGAAACUGGUGGAGGAGGGUAACAGGGACCUACUCCAUGGCAGGCCGGGCGGUGGGGGGGCAGUGCACGCCCACUCAGUUCAGAAAUUCCACCACUAGAGUCCUCUUGAGCCUAGCACUGUGCUUGGCAUACAGCAGGUGCUCAAUCAAUACUUGCCGGAUGACUGAAUGCCUCAUGUCAGCAUCAGGAUGCCACCUAGGCCCUGAGGAGCCGGGGAGAUGGGAGGAAAGCUUUUGGAGUCCUGCCAUGCCUUACAUUAGCAGCAUCUUCUCUGAGUCCUGGCAGCCAGCCCCCUGGGAUGCCAUUUGA